Protopolystoma xenopodis is the source of this 210-nucleotide messenger RNA. The record is from the annotation of a GenBank genome assembly. NCBI's taxonomy places the organism in Eukaryota, Metazoa, Platyhelminthes, Monogenea, Polystomatidea, Polystomatidae.
AUGUUUAUGUUUCGAAGACAGGCUUCUGCCGAAGGUGGCGGCCGACUGAGUCGUGAGAUACACGAGAUAGUCUCCAUUCCACAGAGCCGUGUUCCUCCGCGGGCAGCUCUUGUCAGAUCCAUUGUCGGCUGGUCAGAGGUAGCCGGCGAAACUCUGCUCCCCGAAGGCGAGAACCCAGAAAAGCUGGACUCUGAUUUAGAUGACCGAUGA